Exophiala aquamarina CBS 119918 is the source of this 1056-nucleotide messenger RNA. RefSeq lists its product as uncharacterized. NCBI's taxonomy places the organism in Eukaryota, Fungi, Ascomycota, Eurotiomycetes, Chaetothyriales, Herpotrichiellaceae. The coding region runs from base 169 to 1056 and encodes 295 amino acids. The record is from RefSeq and is a predicted model, not a curated record. The transcript is spliced from 2 exons.
AUGGUCCCAGGACAAGCUCCAAUGGCCUGUCAGGCCGAUCUUCAGAUGACCCGAGCAUUCAUCGUGAUAGGUCUCUAUAUCGAUGUCACCGAUCGACUCGUCCGGACGAUGUAGUGGGAUUGCCUCACCACCGUCUGGAACCCGUGCAACUUGUAUCCUUUCGUCCUCAUGGCUCAGAACGAAAUGCUGGGCUCGGCAUACUGUGAUGCCUGUCAUCGACGGUUCGCCGGCCUGUCCUCUCUCCAGCAACAUCUGACCCAGUCCUCCGCGCAUCAUGCCACCGCUAAAGAUCGGAUCACGAUUCAGGCGCUCUACACAGGACUUGAGCAAUUGACGCCGGACAUGAGGAUGGGUGCGUCCGGGGCAAUCCAGCACCCCGACGCUGUGGGAGGUGGUGGCACGUUGGAGCCGAUCUUCCCGCCAGUUCCAUCGCACGGUCGAGGCGUCCCGAAAGCCCUCGUCUCCCCGGUCUUUGCCUUCCUCUGCCGCAGGAGCGCGAACAUGCCCGAAUUGAGCGAAGUCAUCAGGCGGACGAAGAGCACUCUGGAUCCGAUGAUCAUUCUCUCACUGAUGGAGGCGGCGCGCCGCCUGAACCCUCCCGACAGCGGUCCGGAGGGCACAGAGCUCCGGCGAGUACAACAACAGCAACGCGCGGCACGUGCCCAACUCUCGGAAGAUUCCUUCGUGGAGCGUUUCCGACACAUGGGAUAUCAUUUCCUCCGCGAGGUCGAGCAACGGGAGCAAGCCGAGGCGAGAGGCUGGGUGCCACGAGCCACGCCCGACAUCUUCUUUGCGUCACCGGUAUUUCUAUGUGGUCAGCUCUGCCACUGGGUCGAGUACAAACACUACUUUGGAUUUCCCAAGAAUCCAUUCGUCGCCGGGAAGGAAAAACAGCAGGUCCAGAAGUAUCUCACGCAGUUGGGUCCCGGCGUCAUCGUCUUCGAGCUGGGGUUUCAAUCUGGGCACUUGAAACGGGAUGGGCUGGGAGUCUUCCGGGCGGAGGAAGUGUUGGACAAUCUGUCACUCCAAGGUAUCGAUCCGGCGCGGCGAGGUUGA